UGCGUUCACACUGCAUUCGGCGUCGAAAAAAAACUGAGCAAGGUCGUUCCGCGCAUGCUGCGUCGGGGAAUUGCUGAAGGAAAAUGCGUUUUUCUUGAAGAAAACGACGAGAUUGAUAAUUAGUGAAUAAAUCACGCGAAACUAUAAGAUGUGUGUGCGGUAUCUUCAAGUGAUAGUUAGAGCGAGACAACACUACUCUCUGUGUGUGUGUUUGUGUUUGCGUGCAAUUUGUUGAUGUAGUUUUUUGUGUUGUUGUUGCUGCACAGAAAUGCAGGGGAACAACAAAAAUAACUAAAUUUGUUGUUGCAUGGUGCAAAGAGCCGGCAAAACAAACGUAAACGUAAAUCUGAUUGAGAAAACGCAGCAACGCGAAAGAUUCGCCAAAGAAUACACAACAAAAGUGGAGUGAGUUUCUGUGCGUGUUUACCCGCUCCUGUGUGUGUGAAUGUAAGAAAAGAAUCAAAUUAAAACCCCCAACGGCCAAAAUGCAGUGCGAGCAAAACGCCGCGGGAUCGUAAACAAAAUUCUCUGGCCCUCAAAUAACCGCGUAACGUAACCGCUCCCGUAAAUUAGCAGUCGAAACAAUUUCAUUAACAUGGCCCACACGACGAUAACAACGUGGACUCUGAGUAUAUUCCUGAUCCAGCUGCAGCUGUUGCAGCCUUCAAUUGGCAGUCAAGCACUCUCGUUCACCCUGGAGCCCCAGGAUGCUGUUGUGCCCGAGGGCCACUCGGUGCUGCUGCAGUGCUCCGGCAGUGCGCCUGCCCGUGGCAAGGGCAAGGCCACGCCCACGCCCACGCCUGCAACCGUGCGAUGGCGGGGACCCGACGGCCAGGACCUGGGCAUCGUGGGGGACACCUUCCGCACGCAGCUGAAGAACGGAUCGCUGUACAUCAGUUCGGUGGAGGAGAACCGCGGACUGACGGGCGCCUACCAGUGCCUCCUCACCGCCGAGGGGGUGGGCAGCGUGCUGAGCCGGCCGGCGCUGGUGGCGAUUGCCCGCCAGCCGGACCUCAACCAGGACUUCAUCGAGACGUACCUGCUGCCGGGACAGACGGCCUACUUCCGGUGCAUGGUGGGCGAGGCCAGCUGGCAGGAGGGCGUGCGGCACUCGGUGCAGUGGUUCCGGGACGACAUGCCCCUGCCCCUGGACAAGCUGCGGAUGGUGGUGCUGCCCAACGGGGCCCUGGAGAUCGAUGAGGUGGCUGCCUCCGAUCGCGGCGCCUACCAGUGCAACGUCACCUCGGGCAGCGUCACCCGCCUGAGCAGCAAGACCAAUCUGAACAUCAAGAAGGCGGCGAGCGGGCAGCCGGGCGGCGAGCAUGCGGUGGCCCCCUCCUUCCUAGUGGGGCCGUCGCCCAAGACCGUCCGCGAGGGGGACACCGUCACCCUGGACUGUGUGGCCAACGGGGUGCCCAAGCCGCAGAUCAAGUGGCUGCGCAACGGCGAGGAGCUCGACCUGAACGACCUCGACUCGCGCUUCUCCAUCAUCGGUACGGGCUCGCUGCAGAUCUCCAGCGCCGAGGACAUCGACUCGGGCAACUAUCAGUGCCGGGCCAGCAACACCGUCGACUGCCUGGACGCCCAGGCCACGGUGCAGGUCCAGGUGCCGCCCAAGUUCAUCCAGGCGCCGCGCGACAAGACCGCCCACAAGAAGGAGGAGCUGGAGCUCGAGUGCGCCAUCUGGGGCAAGCCCAAGCCCGUCAUCAGGUGGCUGAAGAACGGCGACCUUGUCACCCCCAACGACUACAUGCAGCUGGUGGCCGACCACAACCUGCGCAUCCUGGGACUCCUCCACUCCGAUGCCGGGAUGUUCCAGUGCGUGGGCACCAAUGCCGCUGGCAGUGUCCAGGCAGCGGCCCGGCUACGCGUCGUCCCACCAGGAGGCCAGUCCACCAAGUCCCUGCAGACCUCCGGCAGUCCAGUGAAACGACGACGACCGUACAGCUCGGGAGAGCAGCAGCCGCUGCGCACCAAAUCGGGGGCCAGCCUGUGCUCGACCGAGGACUUGGACGAGGACGAGGACGGGGACGACGACGCCUAGGACAGUGGGACGACCACGCGGCUCCUGUACUCCAAGACCCUGCUGGACAGCCUGCAGCACUCGGGGAAGGCCUCACGGCCCGAGCAGCCGCUCAACGAUCGCAACUUUGGGCGGAACGAGGCCAGCGCCCUGCGGCGGGAGAGCAGUGCUGGGGACAGGGGCAACAGCAACAAUGACAACGACCAAGACGACGACGAUGACGACGAGUACGACGAUGACGAGACGAAGGAGGCACUGAUCGCUGCCUACAAGCACGGCGAUGAUCCCCAGAAAAUACUGCCCUCCUGGCAGAGCAACAAGCACAAGAAAUCCCAGCCACAGCAACAACAGAAGCUGCAAUUGCCAUUGCCCCCAUCCUUCAAUUUUGCGUCCCCCUCAGAUUCAAGCGAGCAGGAAGCGAGCGCCAAUGCCGCCGCCGGGAGUGGAGUGCCACUGAAAAGUCUGGGCAGCGGACUCCUGGCCCGUCUGCCCAGCCAGCCCCGCGACCUGGCGGCCCAGAUAGUCAAGCCGCGGUUCGUCACCCUCAGCUGGGCGGAGCCCCUGCAGAAUGCCGGGGAAGUGGUCUACUACACGGUCUACUACAAGAUGAACAACAGCGAGAGGGAGCAGAAAAUGGUGACCAACUCGCACGACGACCUGCAGGUGAACAUCCAAUCGCUGCUGCCGGGCAGGACGUACCAGUUCCGUGUGGUGGCCAGCACGAACUUCGGCAGCGGCGAGUCCUCUGCCCCGCUGGAGGUCAGCACCCAGCCGGAGGUGAACAUAGCCGGACCGCCGCGGGCCUUUGAGGGCCAUGCGCGCAGUCACAGCGAGAUCUACGUGCGCUGGGAGGAGCCAGCAGUGACCAACGGAGAGAUACUCAAGUAUCGCGUCUACUACUCGGAGAACGAAAGCGGAGCUGAUUUGUACCACGAUAGCACCGCCAUGGAGGCACUGCUCACCGAGCUGCGUGCCUACACGGACUACGUGAUCAGUGUGGUGCCCUUCAAUCGGAACGGCAUGGGCGAUCCCUCGGCCGAGAUCAAGGUGAAGACGUACUCCUCAACGCCGUCGGAGCCGCCCAACAAUGUCACCCUGGAGGUGACCAGUUCCAGCGUGAGUAUACCCUUUCGUCUCUUUGGGCAGUCUAUUACAGUUCACUGGGAGCCACCCGCCGAGGAGGAUCGCAAUGGCCAGAUAACAGGCUACAAGAUCCGGUAUCGCAAGUUCAAGGACGCGCCGCAGGUGAAGAGCACGCCGGCCAACAUACGCUACUUCGAGCUGAGCGGACUGGACCGCAUUGCCGAGUACCAGGUGAAGAUUGCGGCCAUGACGGUGAAUGGAUCCGGGCCGUUCACGGAGUGGUAUCGCGUCAAUACGCUGGAGAACGAUCUGGACGAGACGCAGGUGCCGGGCAAACCGAUUUGGAUCAAUAUACAUCCGGGAGCGGAGAACAUCGGCCUGCACUGGGGUCCGCCGCAGCAGCCGGAGAUCAAGAUACGCAACUACGUGCUGGGCUGGGGCCGAGGCAUACCCGACGAGAACACCAUCGAGCUGAAGGAGACCGAGCGCUACCACGUGCUCAAAAACCUCGAGUCGAACACGGAGUAUGUGGUCUCGCUGAGGGCGCGCAAUGUGAUGGGCGAUGGCCCGCCGAUCUACGACAACAUCAAGACCCGCGACGAGGAGCCCAUCGACGUGCCGGUGCCGCUGGAGGUGCCCGUGGGCCUGAGGGCCAUCACCAUGUCGAGCUCCUCGAUCGUUGUCUACUGGAUCGACACGAUGCUGAGCAAGAACCAGCACGUGACCGACAACCGCCACUACACGGUCAGCUACGGCAUCACGGGAUCCAGUCGCUAUCGCUACCACAACACCACCGAUCUCAACUGCAUGAUCAAAGACCUGCGGCCGAGCACCCAGUACGAGUUCGCCGUAAAGGUGGUGAAGGGGCGCCGCGAGUCCGCCUGGUCCAUGUCGGUGCUGAACAGCACCUACCAGAAUGUGCCAGUGACGCCGCCGCGGGAGGUAACUGUGCGCCUGGACGAGGAGAAUCCCCCCACGGUGAUCAUCCAGUGGAUGCCGCCGAAGCACACGGUGGGCCAGAUCACCGGCUACAACAUCUACUACACGACGGACACCACGAAGCGCGACUGGUCCAUUGAGGCCUUCACCGGCGAGGAGACCAUGCUGAUGCUGUCCAACCUGAAGCCCUACACCACCUACUACUUCAAGGUGCAGGCGCGCACCAGCAAGCAGCAGGGCAACAACAAUGCCCCCUUCUCCGCUCUGGUGUCCUACACGACCACGGCUGCGGUGAUCAUGCAGGAGGCGGACACCAUUGCCAAGGGCAUCGACAACGAGCAGCUGCUGUACAUCAUCGGAGCCACGGUCGUGGUGUUGCUGGUUGUCCUCUUUGCCAUUCUAUUUCUCUGCCGCAGCAAGCCCCAAUCGUCACCGGAGCAUACGAAAAAGAGCUAUCAAAAGAACAACGUGGGAGUGCCAAAGCCCCCAGAUCUAUGGAUCCAUCACGAACAGAUGGAGCUGAAGAACAUGCAGACGCACACGGUCACGCCCGUUUGCAGCGAUGGGGCCUCCAGUAGUGGGGCCCUGACCCUGCCCCGCUCGGUGGUCCACAGCAAGUACGAGGUGGAGACGCCUGGCGGAGUGCCUGGGCAUGUGACCAACUCGCUGGACAAGCGCUCCUACGUGCCCGGCUACAUGACCACUUCGAUGAACUCUACGAUGGAGCGCCCGCAGUAUCCGGGCUAGCUGGCCCAAACGCCCGAGCACCGCUACGGGGGCUACGAUGCCAGCUUCUGCAAUGCCGGCAAUGGAGCCGCUGGCAAUGGCUGUGUGUCCACCAUCGAGAGUGCCAAGCGCGGGCAUCCGCUCAAGAGUUUCAUCGUUCCAGGGCCACCGCCCACUGGGGGAGCCACGCCCAUUAACAAGCACACUCCUGCCAUAACAAUACGUCCACAGAACCAGUCGCCCUACAAGAAGCCAUCGUUCUCGGCCGCCACGCCAAAUCGCUUGCAGGGCGGCGGGUCGGUGUCACACUCGACCGUCGAGAUCCAGAGACUGGCACCGAGCACAUCCACAGAGGAGCUCAACCAGAAGAUGGCCAAUCUGGAGGGUCUCAUGAAGGAUCUGAGCGCCAUCACGGCCAACGAGUUCGAGUGUUAACAGUGAAGCGGCACCUGCAAAUGAAUGAACGAUCGAAUUACGAGAACUGUAAAUACGAACGACGCCGCCAUAUACAUAUUUAAGCCUAGAUACACACAUCCAUAACUAUAAAUAGCAUCAUAGUAUAGUUAGUUAACGAUUAAGCAACAAGAAAACUGUGUAAAAACAUACAGCCAGUGCAGAAGUGCGUUCAUUGUGUGCAGGAUUGACUGAACUGGCUGCCUCUCCUGGCUACCACACGACAUUUCAUAUUUAUCACACUGCAGCACCUUCAUUUCAUACGCAUGCAGAUCCGCUUUAUUCUCUAAGUCUACAUAUUGUAUUCAUAUAGUACAUAUGCAUUAGCAUCUGCAUCUACGUCUAAGCUAAAUUUCGUACUAUUUAUGUCCCUAGGAACGUAACUUUUAUACUAAUCUAUGUAUUGUGUAGUCCACAAAAACAGGAAAAAGGGGAUUACAGAAAUGUAUGCCGAUCUAGCCCUGUUUGCCCCCGAAUACCGAAUCUCAAGGGGAAUUCGUUCAACGUCCAAGAAGGGGAAUUAAUGUCUAGCCUAGACAGCUUUACGUCUUUUUCAUUGGGAUAGUCCUGCCAACUGAUUGACAUCAGAAAAACAUCCCCCUCAUCCAAAAAAUUCUCAAUAAAAUCGAGAUUUUGAUUGAACAGCA
This is a messenger RNA of Drosophila miranda, 5871 nucleotides long. Its product is annotated as neogenin-like. The record is from RefSeq and is a predicted model, not a curated record. NCBI's taxonomy places the organism in Eukaryota, Metazoa, Arthropoda, Insecta, Diptera, Drosophilidae. Gene Ontology annotation, biological process: cell-cell adhesion. Gene Ontology annotation, cellular component: membrane. Gene Ontology annotation, molecular function: protein binding.